Mastomys coucha (southern multimammate mouse) is the source of this 1722-nucleotide messenger RNA. RefSeq names its product ATPase H+ transporting V1 subunit C2 (gene Atp6v1c2). The transcript is spliced from 15 exons. Gene Ontology annotation, molecular function: proton-transporting ATPase activity, rotational mechanism. Gene Ontology annotation, biological process: proton transmembrane transport. The record is from RefSeq and is a predicted model, not a curated record. The coding region runs from base 276 to 1583 and encodes 435 amino acids. Lineage: Eukaryota; Metazoa; Chordata; Mammalia; Rodentia; Muridae. Gene Ontology annotation, cellular component: lysosomal membrane; vacuolar proton-transporting V-type ATPase, V1 domain.
GGCCGCAACGAGCGAGGGGCGACACGCGUUCCCUCGGUCGAAUCUGUACUUCCGUGGGUCCUCGUGGUCCGGGUGUGCACUUUCUCAAUGGGAACAUGGGAAACCGGCGCCCACACCGCACUCUCCCUGACUUGGCAGGUGGCAUCACCCCAGGAGCUGCGCACAGGCCAGUUUGUCCCCAGGCGAUAUUCACUCAGGUCGGAAAGAAUAGCAGCAUUUGGUUUGUGCAAGUCUUGGUGCCUGUCUGUAACUAGAUAACCAGAAGACUUACAAACAUGUCCGAGUUUUGGCUUAUUUCGGCCCCUGGCGAUAAGGAAAAUUUACAAGCUCUGGAGAGGAUGAACAUUGUAACUUCAAAGUCUAACCUGUCCCACAACACCAAGUUUGCCAUCCCAGACUUCAAGGUGGGGACUUUGGAUUCCCUUGUUGGUCUCUCUGAUGAGUUGGGGAAACUCGAUACCUUUGCUGAAAGCCUCAUAAAGAGAAUGGCGCAGAGUGUGGUGGAAGUCAUGGAAGAUUCCAAGGGAAAAGUACACGAGAACCUCCUGGCUAAUGGAGGUCUGAAGGAAAAGAUGAAAUGUUUAAAGAUUGACCUGACAUCCUUUGUGACGCACUUUGAGUGGGACAUGGCCAAAUAUCCUGCCAAGCAGCCACUGGUGAUCGUGGUGGACACCCUGGCUAAGCAACUGGCACAAAUUGAGACAGACCUGAAGUCCCGAACAGCUGCCUACAGCGUUCUGAAGGCCAACCUGGAGAACUUGGAGAAGAAAUCCACGGGGAACCUCUUCACUCGGACACUGAGCGAUAUUGUCAGCAAGGAAGACUUCGUACUCGAUUCUGAAUAUCUCAUAACCCUGCUGGUCAUCGUCCCCAAGUCAAGCUAUGUACAGUGGCAGAAGACAUAUGAGUCCCUAUCGGACAUGGUGGUCCCUCGGUCAACCAAACUGAUCGCCGAGGACAACGAAGGUGGUCUCUUCACGGUGACUCUUUUCCGAAAAGUGAUUGAAGAUUUCAAAGUCAAAGCCAAAGAAAACAAGUUCAUUGUCCGGGAAUUUUACUAUGACGAAAAGGAAAUUAAGAGAGAAAGGGAGGAGAUGACCAGGUUGCUGUCUGAUAAGAAACAACAGUAUCAAACUUCCUGUGUUGCUCUUAAAAAGGGAUCAGCCACCUACCGUGACCACAAGGUUAAGGUAACCCCGCUAGGUAACCCUGCUAGGCCUGCUGCGGGGCAGACCGACAGAGAGAGUGAGGGCGAGGGUGAGGGACCUCUGCUGCGCUGGCUCAAGGUGAACUUCAGCGAGGCCUUUAUUGCCUGGAUCCACAUUAAGGCCCUGAGAGUGUUUGUGGAGUCUGUGCUCAGGUAUGGACUUCCAGUCAACUUCCAGGCUGUGCUCCUGCAGCCGCAUAAAAAGUCAGCCACCAAACGCCUGCGAGAGGUACUCAAUUCUGUCUUCCGGCACCUGGAUGAAGUUGCUGCAGCAAGCAUACUGGAUGCGUCCGUGGAGAUUCCUGGACUACAGCUCAGCACCCAGGACUAUUUCCCCUACGUGUACUUCCAGAUCGACCUCAGCCUUCUCGACUAGGUGGCCAGCCUGUUUCCCUGCAGCCUCAGACCUUGCCAGACAACCGAGUCCUGCAGGAUUCUGACUCAGACGAUACUCACAGACAUUAGUUAGAGUGUAUUUAUUUUUUUAAGUUACAAUAAAAGUGCUCAGUCCUGUC